AUGAGAGUGCCUCACCGACUUGCCGAACGAAACUCAACGAACGACGUCACCAGCGACACAAUGGGCGGUGGUUCCGACUCGAAAGACCUGUUCGGUGUUCGUGCUGAUGUACUGAUCCCAGGGCGCGGUGAACCCAUUCCCAAUGGCGGCAUCGUCAUCUCAAUCUCGGAAGGCAUUAUCGUCUGGGUUGGCCCCUACGCCGAUCUCCCCUCAAAGUACAGCGAUGUUUCCUUCACCAAGCACUCUGGCGCUAUCAUGCCCGGUCUAUGGGAUGUCCACACGCAUUUCGGAGGAGCCAACGUUGUGAGCGGAUUAAACGAUGCAAUCAAAUCCUUCAUGCCCGGCACUCAGUUCCAGAUCGGUGCCGUGACUGUGGACGACCUUCGUGCCACUCUCAUGGCAGGGUUCACAUCGGUGCGUGAGCUCGGCGGAAUGGCAGGCUACCUCCAGCCCAUGAUCGACAACGGAGCCAUUGUGGGCCCUACUGUGUACUCAGCUCUUUGUGCGCUCAGCAUCACGGGAGGGCAUGGCGACCAGCAUGACUGCCCGUUGGGGUUGGUCCGGGGUGAAAACGAUGGGAGCAACGGGAUCGCUCUCUGUGAUGGCGUGGACGAUUGUAUCAAGAUGGUCCGAUCGGUUGUUAGGAACGGCGCAAAAGUCAUCAAGAUCUGCAGCAGCGGCGGUGUGUUGAGUAUCAACGACCAGCCAGAGGACACGCAAUUCUCGCCCGCAGAGAUUGAGGCAAUUGUGAAUGAAGCAGCGAGGAGUGGUCGGGUGGUGGCUGCUCAUGCGAUUGGCAAGCCUGGCAUCAUCAACGCCCUGCGAGCUGGAGUCAAGAGCAUCGAGCACGGCAUGUACUUGGAUAAGGAGGUUGCGGAUCUUAUGAAGGAGAAAGGGGCCAUCCUGGUCCCUACAAGACACAUCGUUGAGAGUCUCGCCGCUGGGUCGCAAGACCUCCCGCCCGUACUGCUCAAGAAGCUUAAUCGGUUAGUCCAGCUGAGCAGGGACAGCUACAAGCUCGCCGUUGCAGAGGGCGUCCGUGUGGCGCUCGGCACAGACACCUUAAGCAGCGACCGGAAGAAUCCUCUUGCUCAUGGUCGUAACGCUAAGGAACUUCACUGGAUGAAAGUCGCUGGCAUGACGCCGUUGCAGGCUAUCGAGGCUGCUACCGCUACGCCGCCCGAGACUCUCGGUCGGCAGGGUCCCCAGGCAGGGCAACUGAAGGAGGGCUUCGACGCCGAUAUCAUUGCAGUUUCCAAGAACCCUCUUGAUGAUGUCGAUGUCCUCACCGAUCCGACCAAUAUCACUCAUGUGUGGAAAGGAGGCAAGUUGUUUAAGUCCACAUAA
Messenger RNA from Diaporthe amygdali, 1347 nucleotides. RefSeq names its product midohydrolase. Gene Ontology annotation, molecular function: hydrolase activity, acting on carbon-nitrogen (but not peptide) bonds. Bases 1 to 1347 code for a protein of 448 amino acids. NCBI's taxonomy places the organism in Eukaryota, Fungi, Ascomycota, Sordariomycetes, Diaporthales, Diaporthaceae. The transcript has a single exon. The record is from RefSeq and is a predicted model, not a curated record.